Molecule: messenger RNA, 1341 nt
Organism: Penicillium alfredii
Lineage: Eukaryota; Fungi; Ascomycota; Eurotiomycetes; Eurotiales; Aspergillaceae
Product: putative toxin biosynthesis protein
Exons: 4
Coding region: 1-1341 (446 amino acids)
Source: RefSeq, a predicted model, not a curated record
AUGUCUCAAUCGCCUUUUCGCAUCGUGCAGCAUGUGGUGCCUUGCCAGCACAUCCGCGAGUAUCCCGCAGCGACCGCCAACGAGCAAGAAGAGCCCUUGCACUUGGCCGUCAAGCAGUACAUCCCCCUCGACAACCCGGAUCCUCAACCGGGCGAUGUGACGAUUCUGGCUGCGCACGCCAAUGGAUUUCCCAAGGAACUCUACGAACCUCUCUGGGAGGAAAUCCACGCUCGGUCUCGCGCCUGUGGGUUCCGGAUUCGCAGUAUCUGGAUGUCCGAUGUGGCGCACCAGGGCCAGAGCAGUGUGAUCAACGAAGACGCUCUUGGGAAUGACCCCAGCUGGUUCGACCACCCGCGGGAUCUUCUCCAUUUGGUCAAUGUCAAGCGCGUUGAGAUGCCCCGGCCUAUCGUCGGCGUCGGGCAUAGUAUGGGCGGCGCACAUCUGGUCCAGCUGAGCUUAAUGCAUCCGCGGCUGCUGCAUACAUUGGUACUGCUAGACCCGGUGAUCCAGCCUCAUACCACACAACUGGACCCACUGAGUCUCGAAGAGAAGCAACGCAUCAUCGCCAAAACCACGCAGCUCUCCACGCACCGCCGAGACCUCUGGCCGUCCCGCGAAGCAGCCGCCCAAAGCUACCAGCGCAGCCCAUUCUACCGAGCCUGGGACCCGCGCGUGCUGGCCCGCUGGGUGCAGCACGGCCUGCGCGAGCUCCCAACAGCCAUCCACCCACUCGACAAGCAAGCCGCAACCACCACCACCGACCCGACCAACGCACCCGUCACACUGCGGACCCCACUCCACCAGGAAGUGUUCACCUACUCGCGGCCCAACUACCACCACAUCCCGGGCAGCAAGCAGCCCGUCAACCGCGUCACGCACCCAGACCUGGACGGAGACCACCCGGACUGCUACCCGUUCUACCGGCCCGAGCCCGCGCGCAUCUUCGCGCAGCUCCCGUUCCUGCGGCCCAGCGUCUUGUACAUCUUCGCCGGCAAGUCCGAUAUGUGUCUGCCCAAGAUGCGCGCCGCCAAGCUCACCACGACAGGGACAGGGCUUGGCGGCAGUGGUGGUGUGGCGGCCGGUCGUGUGCGCGAGGUGUUCCUUGCGGAUUUCGGUCAUUUGCUUGCCCAGGAGGCUGUCAAUGAGUGCGCCGAUGCCGCGGCUUGUUGGUUUGCGCCGGAGCUGCGGCGCUGGCGGGAAGAGGAAGACAGUUUCCGUGCUGCUUGGAGUCGGAAGACCAAGUUCGAAAAAAUGACUAUUGACGCAGAGUGGUUGAAGAAUGUCCCUGCGCCGCGGAGGCCGGCCAAGAAACCGGAUCAGAAGGAUUCGUCCAAAUUGUAA